AUGAAGGCUAGGUGUAAGUACUGUCGUAAAUUCCUUGGUGGGGAAACAAGUAAUGGAACUUCACACCUAAGAACCCAUAUCAAAACAUGUAUCCAAAAGAGGAUACAUGAUGGUUCUCAAAAAAUACUUGGGCCUAACUAUAAACCUGCUGGAAAUCCUCAACUCUCUGCUUCUCAGUAA
Messenger RNA from Linum tenue, 180 nucleotides. NCBI's taxonomy places the organism in Eukaryota, Viridiplantae, Streptophyta, Magnoliopsida, Malpighiales, Linaceae. The record is from the annotation of a GenBank genome assembly.